UUGUACUGUACGUUCGGUACAUGGUGAAGUACCUACUUGGCUGACACGACAUACAUACAGAGCUAUGUAUGUGGGUACAUGUACACGUGGAUUGAGCGACACGGUCGGCAAACCUUCAAGUACCUGCUUUGCUCCCAGCAGCAGCCGUGUAUGGCGUAGCUGGACUAGGAAAUGAUGAACGCUCCCUCGCCAGACCCUUGACCCCCGAUCAUCGUGUGGUGGCAAUUUCUCUUUGACGAGGACGGGGGAUUGGCAAUGGACCGGCGGCGCAUCAACCGAGGAAAAUGUCUAAAAAGCGUGCAACGGGCAGCUGUAGCGAAUGAAUGCGUGGCGUCCCAGGAGAGAUGGAGGAAUGCUUGUUAACGUCCAUGUAUCUUUGCCUGUACUGUGUGCACAGUGCUGGCCGUCCUUGUUGGUCGAGGCCCGCUUUUCUUUUUCGCCUUGCCUUGCUUUGCCUCGCCUUGUCCAUGACCAACCGGCCCAUCGACUAAUUGCCCUUCCUUCACUACCAUCGUCACCGCCGUAACAGCGCCAUCAUUCUUCUUCUUCUCCAUCUUCUUGUUGCAGUUGCUACUCCUUCUCCACCGCUCCCAUCCUCUUUUCUCCUUGUUUGCCGCCUCCGCUGCCGCCGCCGCUGCUGCUGACGCAUGUUGCCGAGACCGCCCACCAUGCACUCCUCCUCGCACUGUAGCGACAGACGAUAGCCACCACCCUCUCUCACUCACUCACUCACUCACACACACACACACACACACACACACACAGUCUCACUCCCCAACCAACCAAUCAACUCAGACCAGUCACCUGCAUUCCGUUCGAGUGCACCCUCGCGCAGUCACGCUCCUCCUUUCCCCUCGUCUCUCUCCGACACUACUGAUAGCACAACGUCUUCAUACCACCAGACCCCCCUGUCCCCCAUCACGGCGCCGCUGUUUCGUGGCAACGCCCGAGCUCAAUGUGGCUCUUCGGCCGCCGCAAGGCCGCUAAAGUCAAACGGCCGCCCAGAGCAGAUGUCGCGGAUACCGCUCGAGUCCACGCUUUUGCCAACAACGACGUCCUCAGGAGCCCGCCCAGUCGACGCAGCAGUCGCCGCAGGCGCACCAGUUCACGCUCUAGCGCGGCUUCCCUGCGCGAUGCACCACCGCCCCCGCUACCGCUCUUGCAACCCGACCCUGCCUCCGCCAAAGAACAAGGCUCCCCCCAACCCUCCGCCGACGCCCUCACGGCUCUGCCCAACUCGCGCUCGCUGGCCCAAAGUCCCCACCUUAGGCCCAUCUCCCAGCACGCAGCCGUUCCCUACGACUUUCACCACACCUCCCACUCCAGCCUCCCGCCUCGCCACGCUUCGCGCAAGUCGACCAACGAAGCCCCCGUACGCCGCAAGUCCACCAGGAAGCAAAAGCGCGAGCAGGACCACCUGCGGGAGGAGGAAAUCAGAGCCAUGAGUCUGCCCAUGCCUAAGAAGCGUCCGGCUGCCAAUAACGCCGGUAUGCUGCGUCGAGAUAGCAAAAAGGUCAAGGGCACUUCCAACCACCGUUUGGAUCGCCCCGUCUCCAACGUCUCCCUUCCCCCCGAAAACUCCAUCCACUCGUCCGUGUCCGGCAGUUCCGAUUCGUAUACUUACCGUGUGAGCACUUUCGACAUGUUCUCUCCCCGGCCGACUAUCCGAUGUUCCGUGGGCUCACAAUACUACUACGACAACACAGGUACCUCCCCAAUCUCCAACAAAAGCGAUAAGAACACUUCUACCGCAAGAAAACGAGGAACGUCAAUCAUCAGGGAAGAAGUGGGCGAUAAGCGCACCAGCAGAAUCGACGACCUGGCGGAUGCUUUGGAUGCUGGCGCAUUGAGAGAAAUCAUGGAGCGAGACAAGCGGCGUAGAGAAAAGAAGAGGAGGGUCGACGAUGACCGGUUGCGUCGUAGGUUAGAGCGUCGAGCGGAGAAACAACGGCUCGCCGACGCCCCCGCCGACGGAUCUAUUGCGCCACAAAGUCAAGGAAAUGGACUCGCAGGCCUUGGUAUUCAGAAUGAAACCACGCCCAUGGAAGAUGCCCGGCCUUUGACUCCUCUACCAGCCACCGCUCCCGAAAACACCCAGCUACCCACCCCUUCUCAUUCCCCCUCGAAAACCGAGCGAACCAACUUGACACAUACACCUUUGGAAAGCCCUUGCGAGGAGCCCGUUGUGUCUAGUGCUCAACAAGCCAUCCGUUACUCCCGCGGCAGCGUUUCUGGACCCGGUCAUGUUCGCGGGCCGUCCAAUGUCUCACACCUACCGGAGCUUGUCUCCAAGCGAAAGGCUGAAGACACGCCUCUACCGUCGGUGGAGUACGCUUACGACCCGGUUGCCAGCGGAUCCCUACAUGUGGUAGAAUCGGGUGACACUGCCACCACCCCGAAGCGCACUGGAAGCCGUCGCAGCUCAGAUGGUAAGAGGACCAGCUACUUCACAUCAUUCUUUAGAUGGGGCAAACGCCGCCGUUCACACGAUCCAAAUCGCGCCGCAUCGUCGGAGGCUUCUUUCUCAAACACAUCCCGCGAGUCCAUGUCCCGCCAACCGCUGCCCGCACACCUAGUUGCGUCUCCCACAACAGCUCCCAUACAGAUCAAGCGUCCGGCCAAUGUUCCUCGACGUACCAUGUCAAAAUUCAGAGAAGAUCUCCCAGAAUUCCCCAUGUCCCCGCCCGACUCACGAGUACAGUCCCCUGAAGUUGCAAAAGGUGCUCUUGCAGGGCGGCGCAGAAGUCGACGCCCGGCCGAGAUCAGUAUCGAGUCCGACAGCCCUGUUGCAGGUGCGCGAACCGACUCACCAGUCAGCCCAGGCGUGUCCAAUCCUGGCUUGAUGUCGCAAUCUCUUGCCUCGGUCGAUUCGGAGGGAUCGUGGCUGUCGGGAAGACCCAUCAAGCGCGCUUCGAACAAGUCUUACCUUCGUUCCAGCGUUGGAUCAUCAUCGGCUUUAAAACGCACAGAAGGAUUCAACCCUUCCUACGAAGAACUAGGCAUACCGGACGACGAAUAUGUCACCAAACAAACCACCCCGCGUGCUGGACACCCCGAGGCGAAACGCGUGACUGAGUCGGACGACGAAGAUGAAGCAGCUGUACCCGGGAGAAUUUUGCAGGAAGCUGACGAGGAGGAGCACGUGAAAAGCAGUGUAGGUCGUCGACCCACCAUCAUCUAUCGACAAGCGCGUGUCAAGUCGACCGAGGGACUUUUGUCCUUUUAUCCCCAUGACACUGCUGUUCCUGGAGAGAUUGCGAGCUCAUCUUCCGCUCCUCACGUGGCCGACGGCGAUUCGCCAACAUCCGAAGGUGAGCCCAUGCCGUCUGUGCAGCGGGCCAAGAGCAUCGACUUGGGCAAACACCACGUGCGACAUCUUAGCGCCGGCUCGGCGAGGCUUUUGGACAUCAAGCGAUCAAGCUUGUCUUCACAGAGCAAGUUGCAGCACGAACAAUCGUGAGCCAAACUUUGAUCCUUUUCAUCUUCUUCAACUGUUGCGACUGUACGAGAGAAGAACGAGAGGCUGAGAGCAUACCACCAUCACUGCACACGCGGUUGCCCACCCUUCACCCUCCUUUAGCUGAUUUCCUUUGUAUUCAUUCAGUCUCUACCUUGGUUCUUACACUAGUCCGUCCGUCGACAAACCUUUUCUUUACAAGCCCCUGUCAGUUUCCUUUGUCCAAUGUUUUUUACUCUGAGGUCGGCAACCAUUGUGUGCAUGUUUGUGCGUGAGUAUGUCCGAGGCGGUAUCGAUGUAUCUCGACGGAGCAAGAUGGAUGAAAGAAGGGUCCAGGGUCGAAGUGCGAAGCGUCUUCUUGUUCUAUUAUAUUUGUACCUAUACCCCUUUGUGCGAUUUCAGUUUGAUUUUCCAGUUUUGUGGACGACUCUGGGGCGAUUUAGAACAUCAGUCUGCCUUUUUUGUUGCGCAUCCUUGUGUUAUCGCCUAACUAUGUGUUAUCUCUCGCUUUGCCCGCAUCCUAGUCUU
Periconia digitata is the source of this 3985-nucleotide messenger RNA. Lineage: Eukaryota; Fungi; Ascomycota; Dothideomycetes; Pleosporales; Periconiaceae. The record is from the annotation of a GenBank genome assembly.